AUUUGAGUCUCGCCGUUGCAAUCUAGACCUUAUAAUGCUGGUUCUGAGCUGUUCAACCAUUAUCUUAGAGUUCCUUAGACCCGACCGUGGCUUAAGAUCCAGUCGUUGAGUAUUCUUCCAUCUGUAAACGAACUCAACGAGUGUCCCUUGACAGCCCUUACCCAUAUUUCUUCAAUCGAUCUGCUCGUUGCUUCAGUCUCUCGCGAUGUCUAGCCUAACAAUCAAAACGAAUCCCGCGUCGCCAGAAAUUCUGGCGGCAAGAGCGCAAACCAUGAAGAAAGUCGAGGAUAUGUGCCGCUCGCAGAAAGGAUGGCAUGAGUACGACACCCCUGCCGAGUAUCGAGGGUUUGUGAUCGGCUCAGCAAAGUCCUAUGAUAACUACCUCUUGCAUCUCGCAAAAUCGCUUGGUCUUACAGCAGUUUCAGUGGAAUAUCGGCUAGCGCCAGAAAAUCCAUACCCUGCAAGCCAUCGAGAUUGCAUAGAUGCGGCACUGUACGCCCUAUCCCCAGCGGGAGAGAGUAAGCUAGGUGGGCCGCUGCGAAUCCUGGCAGGCGAAUCUGCGGGAGGGAGUCUGGCCGUGGCCGUGGCUCUUGCGCUGCGUGACGAGCAUGGUGUAGACGUACGGUCUAGAAUUUCGGCAUUGCUGCCAAGCUAUGCUAUCUUUGACCUCACGUACACACCGUCUCUUUUGAGUCACACGAGGGAAGCUGUGUUAAGCCAAAACGGCAUGAAAGGGUUUGUGGAAGCAGCAUUUUCUCAUAUACCGCUCGAUCAAAGAAAAGACCCGAAGGUCUCUUCCCUCUACGCGGAUCUGAGGAACUUGCCACCGGCUCUGUUUCUUUCUGGGACGGAAGACGCCUUGGUAGACGAUAGCGUGUUUAUGGCGGCUAAGUGGAACGAAGCUGGAAAUGAAACCGAGGUAUGUCUUAUACCUGGGGCAUGGCACGCCUUUACCCUCAUACCGGCAGGGGAGGUCACGGACGAAGGGCUGGAGGAACUUGUCCGGUUUGGAAAGAAGCAUCUCCAGUUUGGCAAGAAGCAUCUCUAAGGAUGGGACCAUUAUUUCUUAUUCAUUAAAAGAGAGAAGCGAGGAAUGAGUGAUCAGAUUUAGUUUCUAGCACAUGAUUCUGUACAUAAUUCGUGGCCCUACUUGGGAUACUUUAGUUUGUCUUUCAAAGAUUAG
Messenger RNA from Mytilinidion resinicola, 1183 nucleotides. RefSeq lists its product as uncharacterized. Lineage: Eukaryota; Fungi; Ascomycota; Dothideomycetes; Mytilinidiales; Mytilinidiaceae. The transcript has 2 exons. The coding region runs from base 206 to 1048 and encodes 280 amino acids. The record is from RefSeq and is a predicted model, not a curated record. Gene Ontology annotation, molecular function: hydrolase activity.